GCACCGCCACUUCCGGCAUGCGCAGGGACGCACCUUCCGGCUCAGGUCCUCCGUGGCUGCCGUGGUCGGCUGGCCGGGCGGCUAGGAGUUCCCGGAAGUGCCCGCGCAGCCGGUUUCCGGUGCAGGUGGGGAAAAUGGCGGUGGCUACAGUGUUUUCGACUUCGUCGCGGGGAAUCGGUUUGUUUGUUGCUGUUGGCUCAGUGUCUCCAUCAGGGAAGGAGGAUCUGGGGUUUCCUACUCCACCAUCUUCACCUCUUGCUGAGGUCACCACCUUGACAUCAUAUCUUGAUAAGUUGUCCACUUCUCUGGAUUGGGAGCCUUUGGGGUAUUAGGGAUCAUGCUGUCUCUGUGUGCUCAGGAUUUGACACAGAUGCUUGCUCUGUCAAGGCACAGCCUAUUGUCUCCUUUGCUCAGUGUGACAUCAUUCAGACGCUUCUACAGAGGUGACAGCCCAACAGAUUCCCAAAAGGACAUGAUUGAAAUCCCUUUGCCUCCAUGGCAGGAGAGAACUGAUGAAUCCAUAGAAACCAAAAGAGCCCGCCUGCUCUAUGAGAGCAGAAAGAGGGGAAUGUUGGAAAACUGCAUUCUUCUUAGUCUUUUUGCUAAAGAACAUCUGCAGCACAUGACAGAAAAGCAGCUGAACCUCUAUGACCGCCUGAUUAACGAGCCUAGUAAUGACUGGGAUAUUUACUACUGGGCCACAGAAGCUAAACCAGCCCCAGAAAUAUUUGAAAAUGAAGUCAUGGCCCUGCUGAGAGACUUUGCUAAAAACAAAAACAAAGAGCAGAGACUGCGUGCCCCAGAUCUUGAGUACCUCUUUGAAAAGCCACAUUGAGCUGUGCUCCACGGCCUGGCAUGGGGGUUCAGUCUGUGGAUGGUAACUACUUAUGAUGGACGUUAGCCUUGCUUCCGGCUUCUUAGAUGCCCAGCUGCCCUACCCCAGACCACUGGUCCUGCCUCAAGUGAUGGACAUAACCCUCUCCCAGGACAUACAUGUAAAUGCACAAUGUGACUCAUUCUCAUACUUUUUUGUUCAGCUCUGAGCCUCAAAAGUGAUUUGUCAGCAACGCUGGCAUGCAGGCUUUGCCUGGCUGCUAUCUCUAGAGGCAAGUCUGCCACGAGAGGGCACUGCAGGCGAAGCAGUUGUGCUUGCUCAUUGCCUCAGCCCAAGUGUACUCAAAGAAAAGAGGCAGCCAGCUGUGCGUGCUGUACGGAAAGCCUCCUGCCCUCCCUGCAGCUCCCCGCCCUCAGUGGCCCAGGGCUUUGUUGAAGUGGAACUCCCCACUUCCAACCUGGUAUGGCUCCUUCUGCGAAGGGAAGCUGAUCCCAGCCUCCUGAGCUGAAUCCUUCAAAGGCACAGCAGGCAGAAUGAGGGCCACAGGCAGGAGUGGUGUGGGCACACUGCUUAGGAGUCAACAUCUUCAUCAUUGGGCUUUCUUUAAAACGUGCACUUUGUAAUUUGAAAGAGAAUUAUUAAAGCAUACUGAAAAAAGGAAA
This is a messenger RNA of Pan troglodytes (chimpanzee), 1497 nucleotides long. RefSeq names its product succinate dehydrogenase complex assembly factor 2 (gene SDHAF2). The transcript is spliced from 5 exons. Lineage: Eukaryota; Metazoa; Chordata; Mammalia; Primates; Hominidae. Gene Ontology annotation, biological process: mitochondrial electron transport, succinate to ubiquinone; tricarboxylic acid cycle; protein-FAD linkage. The record is from RefSeq and is a predicted model, not a curated record. The coding region runs from base 338 to 835 and encodes 165 amino acids. Gene Ontology annotation, cellular component: mitochondrion.